AGAACACCUUUCUCUACUCUUUACUUACAUUAUAAAAAUAAAUGUCCAAGAACAUCUUAACAACUUCCAAUGGAAACCCCGUUGAGAAUGAUCAAACCUCUCAGACUGCUGGUCCCACAGGCCCAGUUCUUAUCCAGGACUUCCACUUGAUUGACAAACUUGCCCAUUUUGACAGAGAACGCAUCCCUGAACGCGUCGUUCAUGCCAAAGGAGCUGGAGCACACGGCUAUUUCGAGGUUACCCACGAUAUUUCCAAGCUGACAAAAGCCAAGUUCUUGAAUGGAAUUGGCAAAAAGACACCCAUAUUUACCCGUUUUUCUACCGUCGGUGGUGCCCAAGGAAGUGCGGACACAGCCCGCGACCCUCGUGGAUUUGCUGUCAAGUUCUACACAGAAGAAGGUAACUGGGAUAUGGUUGGUAACAACACCCCAGUCUUCUUCAUCCGCGAUCCAUCGAAAUUCCCUGAUUUUAUCCACACUCAGAAGAAGAAUCCAAGAACCAAUCUUCCUGAUGCUGAUAUGUUCUGGGACUUCUUAUCACUUGUCCCAGAGUCUAUCCACCAAGUGUCCAUUCUCUUCUCUAACCGCGGCACUCCAGAUGGAUUCCGUCACAUGCACGGCUUCUCUUCUCACACUCUUAAGCUAGUUGAUGACAAGGGGCAGUUCAAGUAUGUCAAAUGGCACUUCAAGACUGACCAGGGAGUCAAGAACCUGUCGGCCAGUGAAGCUGCUAGAAUUUCCGGUAUCGAUCCUGAUUACUCUACACGCGAUCUCUUCAACGCAAUUGAACGCGGCGAACAUCCUUCGUGGUCCGUCUAUAUUCAAAUCAUGGAACCUAAUGACGCAAAGAGCUACCGCUUUGAUCCAUUUGAUAUCACCAAAGUCUGGCCCCAUAGUGAUUACCCUCUUGUUCCCGUUGGUAAGAUGGUCUUGAACAGAAACCCUGAAAACUACUUUGCGGAGACGGAGCAAGCUGCGUUUAGUCCUUCGCACAUGGUUCCUGGUAUCGAUGUCAGCCCCGACCGUAUGCUGCAGGGUCGUUUGUUCUCGUACCCUGAUACUCAUCGUCACAGACUUGGACCCAAUUAUACCCAAAUUCCCAUCAAUCAACCUGUCUCACGUGUGGCCAAUUAUCAAAGGGAUGGUUUCAUGACCGUAAAUGGCAAUGGUGGUUCCAAUCUUAAUUAUGGUCCCAAUUCGUUCGAUGGUCCUUACCAAAACGAUAUUGUUGGUUCCACUUACACUGCUGAAGAAAUCUCUGGUUUCACUGGCCGAUUUACAUAUGAGCUUAAAGAUGUCGACUUUGUACAGGCUGGUGAUUUGUACAGAGUCAUGUCUCCUGAAGAAAGAACAGACUUGGUUAACAACAUUGCUGGUCACUUGAAAAACGCAAAGAAGCACAUCCGUGAUCGCCAAAUUGCUCACUUCAAACGCGCUGAUCGCGAGUACGGUUCGCGCAUAGAAAGUGCCAUUUUGGGACUCACCGCAAAAGCUUAAAAUUUUUACAUACACAUAAUUCUCAUUCUCAUCUUUAUUUCUUUUUAAAUAAAAACAUUGCUUUUUGCCU
Phycomyces blakesleeanus NRRL 1555(-) is the source of this 1566-nucleotide messenger RNA. RefSeq lists its product as hypothetical. Bases 42 to 1496 code for a protein of 484 amino acids. Lineage: Eukaryota; Fungi; Mucoromycota; Mucoromycetes; Mucorales; Phycomycetaceae. Gene Ontology annotation, molecular function: catalase activity; heme binding. The record is from RefSeq and is a predicted model, not a curated record. Gene Ontology annotation, cellular component: peroxisome; mitochondrion; cytoplasm. The transcript has 8 exons. Gene Ontology annotation, biological process: response to hydrogen peroxide; hydrogen peroxide catabolic process.